Molecule: messenger RNA, 1201 nt
Organism: Entelurus aequoreus (snake pipefish)
Lineage: Eukaryota; Metazoa; Chordata; Actinopteri; Syngnathiformes; Syngnathidae
Product: FERM and PDZ domain-containing protein 4-like
Exons: 5
Coding region: 873-1175 (100 amino acids)
Molecular function (GO): protein binding
Source: RefSeq, a predicted model, not a curated record
AAGCAGGCAGGCAAGCGGGCAGCAUCAUCACUGAGGGGUGAGACACGCUUUUCACACACAAGUGGACUGACUUGCAAACACCCGCACGGGGAGGAUCGGUGUAUACACCAGUAGGUACCAAGUCCGGCGGCUGCUUGCUGACCUGUCGCAAGGAGAGGUGCUCUGCUCGCAGCUCCAUGUCCGUUCCCGUCCUCUUAGCGCCACCCAUUUGCAACCCCUCCCGCCCACUUUGAGAGCUUGCCUGGCGCUGCGGAUGCUGAGGGGCUCUCGCUGGAAUGACCCUGAAGAGUAGGAGACACAAGGAGAUGUGUUCAAUAGGGCUGCCGGCUCGGAGCACCGCUUGAUCCUUCAAUCCUGGAAAGAAAAGGGGGGGGGGGGGCUGACCCGCUCAGCACAUGCAUGCCCAUGUAGGAGGGCAUGACUGUAUAAAGCGACGGUCUUCAUCAAUCAGACCGGACCAAAAGACAUCUACAGAGAAAGACGCAGGUGAUUAGAUAACAAGGCCCACCUGUGCCGUCCACUCACCUGUCGCUGUCUUCGAGGCCGGUCCUUGCAAACCCCGUUCCGCGGCAGGCCCGCAGGCCACGCCCCCCUCCACAGGGCGUUUUGGUGGGUCUUCUUUUGUGCGCAAUCAUAUUUGCCGCAUCGCCUUGUACAGUACUUAAUGUAAUGCAUCAUAAGCAGUGAUAUCCAUUGCAUUCACUUCUUCCAGGUUCCCACGUCGUGGACUUUGUGCGGAGUAAAGUUUAUGGGUGAUCCCUGCUGACGAAAGAAACGUUCCCCGUCAACACUCAAACACUGUGAAUGAUUUCUUCAGAGAGUGCAGCCUUUGCGAUGCAAACCUGACCCAUGCUGCGCCCUCCGCUCAGGGGAUGGCCAAGGUCCAGGAUGGACACAUAUACGCAUGUGACAGCUCUGCGAUGUUAGAGGAGGUCCAAGAUGGUAUGGACAGCGGUACCCUAAGUCCUGCCACAGCUCGACAGGUCACCAUCCAGCGACACCCAACUCAAGGCUUCGGCUUCAUCGCAGGCAGCCAAAGACCCGUCAUUGUACGCUCAGUCUCUGCCGACGGACCCUCCUUUGGUAAGCUUCUCCCCGGAGAUCAGAUCUUGGCCAUUAACGAGGAGACGGUGAGCGACGCGCCCCGAGAGAGAGUCAUAGACCUUGUAAGGUAGCAUCCUUUACUGUCCCAGGAGGGAGG